Messenger RNA from Morchella importuna, 474 nucleotides. RefSeq lists its product as uncharacterized. Bases 1 to 474 code for a protein of 157 amino acids. NCBI's taxonomy places the organism in Eukaryota, Fungi, Ascomycota, Pezizomycetes, Pezizales, Morchellaceae. The record is from RefSeq and is a predicted model, not a curated record. The transcript has 4 exons.
AUGCCAAACACCCCACCACCACCCCGGCAUUUCGACCUCCCGCCUGAGGUUGCCGUAGAGAUAGCUGGAUAUCUUCGCUCCUCACUCUUUGCGCCCCUGUCGUCCAACAUAACCCGGCUUCGCGAUGAAUGCAACGUUUCAAUGUCGGCCCAAAAGGAUAUCCUUCAGGAUGCACAGAGUCAGAUAUCAAAUGUGAUCGAGCCGGCCGCGGCACAGCUCAUCCCGAUAGCUACGGAGCUGAAUAGCGUGUAUCAGCAGAUUGACCUGCUCGAAGGUCUGAUACUACGGGUCAACGAGAACAUCAGACAGAUGACGUCCAAGGUCGAGCGAACCGAGCUGGCACUACGCCGAGAGGAACGGGCUCUGGGCGACGGCAAGCCGCCGCCAAUGUGGAAGGAGCAUGAAAAGGUCAAGGUCUUUCAGGCGAAGGACUAUGUCGAGAAUGGGAGGCUUAAGGAAACAGCGGCUCUGUGA